Microplitis demolitor is the source of this 2410-nucleotide messenger RNA. Its product is annotated as phospholipase A2 inhibitor. Gene Ontology annotation, cellular component: membrane. The record is from RefSeq and is a predicted model, not a curated record. Bases 913 to 2106 code for a protein of 397 amino acids. Lineage: Eukaryota; Metazoa; Arthropoda; Insecta; Hymenoptera; Braconidae. Gene Ontology annotation, molecular function: protein binding. The transcript has 4 exons.
ACCACUGCACGUCUCAAUGCUAUUAUAUUAAGUAGUUUCGAUAAAAUAUAAAGAACAUACUUAUAUUUUUACACUGCCUACAAGUAGGUUGUUUUAUUCCGAGUAAUUAGUGUUCUGUGUACCGACAUUCAAAUUCAAAAAUCGCUAAUUGACUUGAUAAUUAUAAUACCGUCAUUUAAAUUAACGACAGUAGAACGCAAACUAAGACAAAACUCUUCUAUAUGUAAUACUUAAUUUUGUGAAUUUUCGAUUUAAAAAUAAAAAUUUCUAUGAAAAGAGAUAUUCAAAAUAUUUGAAAUAAUUCAUUAAUUUUUUCAAAAUAUCUUGUGUCCAAUUCUUAAAAUGCUGUGACUUUCUUCGCGUGUAAGUUUGAAAAAAACUUAUCAUUCAUAAAUGUAAUCUUACAAGAACUCAAGUGAGUUAUGAUAAAGUAAGUCAGCGAACUAGAUAAUUUAAAAACUAUUUGGAAAACUCUAUUUUUUAUUUAAUAAUUUCUGCGUCAAAAUAUACGGUUAUAAUUUAUUUUUCGAAUUUAUAAAAAGAUUUAGAAAUAUAAUUUUGAGAAAAUUUCAAUCUAAUUAUUAAAAUUUUCUGUCUAAGUCGGCUUUAUAGUCUCCCUUAAUAUUUUUAUUUAUAUAAAUCAGAAUUAUGUUAAUUGUGAAUGAUUCAUUCAAAACGAACACUUGAACAGUUGCUGACUCGAAAUUUUUAUAUGUAUGAGUAUUAGUGUAGAAGGGAUUUGAUAAGAUUUUUGAGGAUGCGAUGGAUAUCGUUGGUCACCGAAAUUUCUUAUAGAAACUCAGAAAAAGCCCUUCAUUACUCUACUUUGGUUGAAGGUCAGUAAACUGUUGGUAAAUUAGGAGAUUUCUCAUAAAAACUCAAAAAAGGCCCGCGAUACUCUACGGUGAAAGGAUGAAAAUGAAAAUCCUAUGGACAUUUUUGAGCCUGAUAUCUCUAUGUCGUAUGGAAGAUUUUCUGGAUUGUGAUCAGAAAAAUUGGCACAGUUUGGAAAACAAGCAAACGGCGAAUCUUGAAUGUGGACCAGCAUUUGAAAAUCGGUGCUACUGUUCCAGAAUUUGUUAUGAAGGAAAACAUCAAUAUGUGGUAAACUGCACGAAUUCUCAAUUUUCAACUACUCAACCACUCGCACAUCUUCCAAAUAAGACUCAAGUACUCAUUUUUACGGGCAACACUUUGAGAAAAUUGGAAUGGAACAUUUUUGGGACUUUGGAUCGCAUUCCGAGUCUUCAAGUGAUCGAUAUGUCGAACAAUAAAAUAACUGAGAUCAGUGGGAAAGCUUAUCAUCAUGUAAAAAAUGUUCAACGUUUGUAUUUAGAUUUCAAUGAACUGUCUUUAGACUCGCAGAGUAAUCAUCCGAGAGUAUUUUCGAAUUUCAUUUCUCUGCUCGAGCUGCAUCUUACGGACGCUUUUGAAGACGGAAAUCCGAAAAAUCUCGCUGAAACUCUCCACGAUAUUUUUUUCAAUAGCCAUUUAGAUCAAUUGAUAAAACUGCACUUGGAACAAAAUGAAAUUUCCGAAUUCAAAGAUCCUAAUGUUUUCUGCAAUCUUCCAAAUUUAUUGGAUCUACAUUUAGGGGACAAUACUCUCAAUGCGUUACAUUUCAACUUAUCAUGUCUCCACAAACUAAGAUUUUUAGAUCUUCAGCGCAAUAAUUUCACGAGAAUUUUAGACCGGGAUUUGAAAACUCUAGAUACUUUUGCGAAACAUAAUCAAUCUGUUACGAUUGAUUUGUCAAAUAAUCCAUUGGAAUGUUCGUGCAAACUUAAUCCGUUUAUUGAGUGGAUGAAUAAAACCAAAAUUUUUGUGAGAAAUAAAAAUCUCUAUAUGUGCAAUGAUCAUGGACAUAAGAAACAUUUGCAAAAAAUGAAACAUUGUGUUUCAAAAAUGAGUUUUUCGUCACGAUCAUCGGGCUCGACUGUUGCCAUUACGUUGCUUUCUUUCAUACUCGUAGUUUUAAUUUGUACUCUAGUCUAUCUUCAACGUGAGGAUUUAUACAAAAAAAUCGUCCCUGUUAUUGAUUCAGUAAACAAGCGUGUAAGAUAUACAUCAAUUGCAACGGCUAACUCUCGUGAAAACGAUGUUUGAGUAUAAAAAUCAUAAUUGUCAAACGAAUAAUGUAUGUUUGCUGUACUGUAUUCAUUUUAUUGCACUUUUUUACGAUAACGUUAGUUUGAGUGCUCAUUCUCAUAUAGCAUAGUAUUUUAAAUCUAAGCCUGAAUGUAUUUAUAAUUUCUCGUAUCGUAGCUAAUAUUUGUUUCUAAUUUCGAGUCUUUUGUUUAAAAAACGCAAAGAUUUCUGUGUUGAACGCCAUAAUUUUUCUGCAUGAUUACCAUUUUAAUAUCAUUAUUAUUAAUAAAAAAAUUAAUAUAAAUUGAAUUUUAUACGUUUA